This is a messenger RNA of Helianthus annuus (common sunflower), 1406 nucleotides long. RefSeq names its product pectate lyase 1. NCBI's taxonomy places the organism in Eukaryota, Viridiplantae, Streptophyta, Magnoliopsida, Asterales, Asteraceae. Bases 71 to 1201 code for a protein of 376 amino acids. Gene Ontology annotation, molecular function: pectate lyase activity. The transcript has 3 exons. The record is from RefSeq and is a predicted model, not a curated record.
GUAUUAGAAUAAAAUCCUGGAUCUGCCAGCGUGUAAGACGGUUGAAAAUUUGGUGUUACAUAUAAUUAACAUGUACAAGUUAUUUUGUAGGCUUCUAUUUUCUGGAGGAAACUCAACAAGGAGGGGGCUGCAGGGUGGAUGCUCAGCAACUAACAUAAUAGACAAAUGUUGGAGGUGCAAACCCGACUGGGACAAAGACCGCCAAGCCUUAGCCAAAUGUGCAGCGGGUUUCGCAAAAGGAACCACUGGGGGCUCGGGUGGUGAAACCUAUAUUGUCAAGGAUCCUAGUGAUGCAGACGCUGCAAAUCCAGCGCCAGGGACGCUUCGAGCUGGUGUCGUCCAAGGCAAACCUUUGUGGAUCACCUUUGAGAAAGAUAUGGUAAUCACACUUACACAAGAGCUGGUUAUAAACAGCGACAAGACGAUUGAUGGUCGAGGUGCAAAAGUUGAGAUCACGGGUACAGGUCUCACAUUAUUCAAUGUUAAAAAUGUCAUCAUUCAUGGAUUAAACAUUCAUGAUGUAAAAGAAGCUCCUGGUGGAAUGAUAAAGAACUCGGAUGGUCCACCGGGUAAAAGAGAAAAGACCGACGGUGAUGGUAUAUGCAUUACUGGUUCGACAAAGAUAUGGAUCGACCAUUGCUCCCUUAGUAAGGGUGUAGAUGGGCUCAUUGAUGUCACAUUGAAAAGCACAGAUGUGACCAUUUCCAAUUGCAAGUUCACUAACCACCAUAAAGUAAUGCUGCUCGGGGCAGACAACUCGCAUGCGGAAGACAAGGAUAUGAGAGUCAAUCUAGCGUUUAAUGUAUUUGGCGAAGGAUGUGACCAAAGAAUGCCUAGAUGCCGAUUUGGAUUUUUCCAAAUUGUUAACAACAACUAUGAAGGAUGGGGAACGUAUGCCAUUGGCGGUAGCGCCGCCCCAACUAUCCUUAGCCAGGGCAACCGGUUCUCGGCUCCAGCCGAAGCCAUUAAGAAAAAUGUGUUGGUGAGGACCGAUGCACAAGAGGAAGAGUGGAAGAAGUGGAAUUGGAGAACAGAAAAAGACACUCUUUUAAAUGGAGCUAUCUUUUUGGCAUCCGGGGUUGACCCUCAGUUAACCCCGGAACAACAGGGCGGCAUGAUUGCCGCUGAACCAGGUGAAUCUGUACCUCAACUCACCAAUGCUGCUGGUGUACUCCCGUGUGUGGCCGGGCAACCUUGUUAAGCACCUUAAGAAUGCAUUUCUUAAUUUGCUAUGUAAUAAGGUAAGGAAAAUGAAGCCUUACAUUCUAUUAACUUGUCAUGAUUAGACUAACUUUCAAACAAGUGGUUUUGUACUCUUAACAUGUAUCAAAUUAUGUUGAUAAAUGUAUAUACAUUUGUGUUUAGAUGUAAAUCAUUUCUCUCAGAUUGAAACACAUAACUUAGAG